This is a messenger RNA of Ceraceosorus guamensis, 2256 nucleotides long. RefSeq lists its product as hypothetical. The record is from RefSeq and is a predicted model, not a curated record. NCBI's taxonomy places the organism in Eukaryota, Fungi, Basidiomycota, Exobasidiomycetes, Ceraceosorales, Ceraceosoraceae. The transcript is spliced from 11 exons. Gene Ontology annotation, cellular component: glucosidase II complex. Gene Ontology annotation, biological process: N-glycan processing. The coding region runs from base 318 to 2057 and encodes 579 amino acids.
GCGGGGUGAGACGUGUUGGGUGCCAAUCGUGAAUGGUAAAUCAAGAAUCACGACUCGAGACGCACGAACGCAGUUUGAGUGCGCUGGUGAUCGAAGGAUACAAGAUCAUUCGUGAUUCGUCAUUCGCGAUCGUGCUUCACCACGAACGCAGCGGCAGGCACAACUUCCCUCUCGGCUUGCAAUCGCGACGCAGAGGAUCGAAGUUCCUCGAUACGCAAAGAGCAAGAGCUACUCCAACCGACCGCGUUGGCAGACUGAGCAUUCACUUAAGCUACCAACUUGGACCGAUCGUAUACGCAAAAGGAGCCGCUUCAGUCAUGAAGAUAAGAGCACGCUCGUGUGGGAGGGGCAGCAAGAGCUUCUUACCCAUCGCAUUCGUUGCCAUUGCAGCUACGUGCGCUUCUCAGCUCACUCGAGCCCAAGCCAAAGAAACAUCACACGAUCCUCUGCGUGGUGUAGCGCCAGAGCACCACCAUCUUUAUGCCACGCCGGCGGAUGGUGGAACAGAAUGGAAAUGCCUGGAGUCAGGUGAAACGAUUCCCUUUAGCGCCGUGAACGAUGAUUACUGCGAUUGCAAGGAUGGCAGCGACGAGCCAGGCACAUCGGCUUGCCCCACCUCUCGCUUUUACUGCAAGAACGAGGGUCAUUUGCCCGCAUACCUUCUGUCAAGUCGGGUCAAUGACGGCAUCUGCGACCCCGAAUGCUGCGACGGAAGCGAUGAGACGGAUGGAAAAGUGUCCUGCCCUGAUAGAUGCGCCAAGAUCGGCAAAGAGUACAGGAAAAGGGUGGCGGAGCAGCAAAACAUUCAGAGAGCGGGAGCCAAAAUCAGGGCGGGUUAUAUUGCUCAGGUCAAGAAGUCGCUAGAGGCGACCGACCUGGAGGUGACGAAGCUGGAGGUGGAGGUUCAAGUGGCCGAGGAGAAAGAGCAGAGAUUGAAAGCUGCUCUAGAAAUAGCGGAACAAGCGGAUGCCGGGGUCAUCGAAAGAAAGAAGGCUUCGCCACUGUACGCUACGCUUCGUACGCACCAGAACGCCCUAGCAGCUCUGCAAGACAGAGAUGCGUUGCUCAAAGCAGAAAUACAAAGGCUGACGGCGCUGCUUGAUGACCUCUCGAGUGGGUACAAUCCAAAUUAUCAAGACAUGGCCGUCAAGGGCGUGGUGAUGGAGUACCGGAAAUGGAGGCGAGGGUCCGGAGAUGCUGCCACAGAGGGUGCCGAGGGCGAUGCUGCUGCUGAAGAGCAGAACGUGAAGGAGGACACGGAGCCUGUCCGACUUUACGAACUGCUGUACGAGGGCGAUUGGACACAGGCGGUGGUCAGAGAUCUGGCACAAGCCGAGACCCUCGGUCUGAUGGAUGAUGGAGCUUACGCGGGCAGUUCAGAGUCCGAGACUGGAAUACUGUUCCGCAUACACGAAUACCUGCCAGAUCCAGUGGUGCCAUACUUCGAAGCAGGCGUCGAUACGCUGCUGGACUUGCUCACGAAGGCAAAUGUCAUCUCGGAUGUGAAGAGGACACGCAAGUCUGGGGACGAGGCGGAGCCAGAAAACGUCGUAGCGGCUCGUGCAGCUUACAACACCGCCUCGUCCGACCUUGAGUCCAAGCGGUCCUCCCUGGCAACUAAGAGAGGCGAGCUGAACUUGAACCCAGAACAGUGGGGCAGAGAGUCGGAAUGGAAAGCCUUGGAUCAGAAGUGCAUCAGCAAGAAUAUGGGCGAGUACACGUACGAAUUCUGCUUCUUUGGAAACACGAAACAGGUGCCCAACAAGGGUGGCAUGAGUGUCGGUCUGGGCCGCUUCAACAGAUUCGAGCCUGUCAACACGAGCUUGACAGUCAGCGAUGACGCGUUCUUCCAUCGUCAGAUGUACGACAAGGGUCAGAGGUGUUGGAACGGACCGGAGAGAUCAUCCAUCGUUGAAUUCACCUGUGGAACCGAGAACGAGUUGUUGGACGUUUUCGAGGCAGAGAAAUGCAUCUACAAAAUGAAGGUCUCCACACCGGCAAUCUGUCUGCCUUUGGAAGAGAGACACGCGAACGCCAAGCCGAAAGAUGAACUGUGACAGUACCUCAAGCUGGACAAAAAAGUAGGCCAGAAUGUGCCGGCGAGGGCCAAUCAGUCACCAGGACCCGUUCGAGAGUCGCUUCUAGCUGCGGUCCGUCAGGUAUCCACUCAUAUCAGCUUGACGCAAAUAAAGAGCAGUUUCCCUGCAAGCUCAAUACCUUUGUCUACUUUGCCGCAACCACGAUUCUGUGCGCUCG